Messenger RNA from Phaeodactylum tricornutum CCAP 1055/1, 1538 nucleotides. RefSeq lists its product with no specific name. The record is from RefSeq and is a predicted model, not a curated record. The transcript has a single exon. NCBI's taxonomy places the organism in Eukaryota, Bacillariophyta, Bacillariophyceae, Surirellales, Neidiaceae. The coding region runs from base 50 to 1459 and encodes 469 amino acids.
GGUUAGCUGCUGGCCCGAGAGUGUGUACACGUCCUCUCUUGCUAGAAGUAUGGGCCAGAGCAGUGGUGGAAAGCCCAAUGGAGCGGUACGUUCUGUGGGUGGGCCGAGCCCGACGAGAGGCGCUCCAGCCGUAUCUGACAACCUGCCUCCGAAAGAAUUGGAAGAGUUGGUCGAGCAAGUUUUUCAAAAAGGUACCGAUGGUCAAAACGACGCAUCGGCUCAGGAAUGGUAUGCAAGCUUACAACCAGGAGAGCGUAUCACUUUGGAUCAAGGUGUAGAGGCGAUUCUCCGGGCGGGAUUAGCACUGGCCGCAAAACGAUCAUUCAACACAGUGCUCCGUCAAAGGAUGGAAAAUCAACGGCAGGCGUCGGCACGAAUACGACCCCAGCAGCACUUGUGCGCAAAUGGGCAUAGCGAUUCGAGAUUGAACACGAUUAAGCUGUCACCAGAGCGACGGAGACGUCUGAGUCAGGACGAGGGCCCUCAUCGUUCAAAGAGUGCUACUGAGCAACGCGGACACUAUGUGCAUGGACAACCUGACUAUCGCGGAAGCAAUUACGACUCCCACUAUAGAGGAAUGCAAACUAGGCAAUAUAGCGGUGGAUAUGAGGAUUCCUAUUACACCGGAGCGUACAAGGACGAGAGAUCCAGUCGCUACGAUGAUCAUCGCGAGAGGAGCCGCAGCAAUCGAGACGACAUGAGCCAUUCGAAAUCGUAUCGGCGUCGGUCCCGCUCUCAUUCAUCCCGAAGGGAUCGCGAUCGUAGGAUGAACGACGAUCAUCUGAGAAACCCCCGGCCAGAUCUUGGUUACAACAGGAGUCCUAGUCGAACAGCGCAGAGAACGCAUCGUGCGCGAAGACGGUCGGCGAGCAGAGAAGAGUCGAGAUCGAGCCUGACACUUGACGUCGGACGAGACCGCAGCCGGUCCCACGGCCGCGGAUCUCGACGAUCGAAUGGUGGCGAGGGAACCUACGAAGCUGACAGAUAUCAGCGGAAGGCGCAGCUAGACGUUGCUGCGGCUGAAGAGACGAGCCAAGCCGGUGCGUCUCUUUCUCGCCAAACGUCUCGCAAAGCAAGUCGCACGUCUGACCGGAAACGACAUUACCGAUCGAGGAGAAGCCAUAGUCGCAGCAACAGCGAGGAAGACGAGCGACACCAUCGCCGACGCAGAAAUCACCGACAUCAAAGUUCGAGCACCAGCGCAUCUCGAGGUUCUUCAUUGUCGUCGCACCGCCGGAGUAGAAGGCAUUCUCCCGAUCGCCAUAAAUCGCGAAAGCGGCAUCACAGAUCUCCCAGUCCCAACGAUCGCGAUAGUCAGUCGGACAGGCGUCGGCGGUCAAGCCGCCAUUCGUCUCGAAAGAAGCACCGUCGUGAAAAAGAAAAAAAGCGCGAAGGAGAGAAAAGGCAAUUCUCUAUUGGAGCUAAGGAGGGGCAAAUGCCACCUCCUGCAUCGCCAUAAGUUCUAGGCAAUAACAAAAGUGUAGGGCAUCGCUAGCAAGCGAAACUUGUCGGUCAAUCAGACAAUUUCACCUCUAAUA